GACGUGAGGGAGAAGAUUGCAACAGAGCGGCUGAUGGGGGAGGACCCGCGCGGCGGGCGGUAGCAGCGAAAACGCGACAUUAGCGGUGGAAAGUUUACUGUGACUCACUUCAGCGGAAGUGAAGCUCAACCAAAGUCUGUGCGCAACAGGUGUCAGUUGGUUCGUAUGCUUGUUGUGUGACUCUCUUCCUUUGAAACGUUUGGAAAGUGACGACAAAAGUUUUCGUCGGUUAGAAGAGUAACAACAUGUCAACGCUCCGACCCAGGCUGUGUGUGCUGGAGAAAGAAUCCGGCGGCUACGGGUUCCACCUGCACGGAGAGAAGGGCAAGACCGGGCAGUUUAUCCGGCUCGUGGAGCCCGACACUCCCGCCUCCAAAUCCGGGCUUUUCGCGGGCGACCGCCUGGUGUUCGUGAAUGGAGAGAGUGUGGAGGGCGAGAGUCACCAGCAAGUGGUCGCCAAGAUACGAGCCACCUCCGGGGCUUUAGAGCUUAUCGUGGUGGACGCCGACACGAAUGAGCUGCUGAGGAAACACAACCUGAAGUGCCAGAAAGAAUUCGUCACUGAGGGGAUUCCCGUACCCGGCGGGGACAGCGACUCAGACCGCGUGGACUCACAGAGCAACGGUACCCCGCGGGAGUCCAGCCCUGUCCCGCGUGAGAACGGGGAUGCUUCCUCGGACAGGUCGGGGAGGCUGAGUGUUAGCUCCAGCACCAAGGAGGAGAGGAGCGGCCCGCGGCCUCGUCUCUGCCACCUGAAGAAAGGAUCCACCGGCUAUGGCUUCAACCUACACAGCGAGAAGUCCAAACCAGGCCAGUUCAUCCGAGCCGUGGACGACGACUCUCCUGCACAGAGAGCGGGCCUCAGACCACAGGACAAGAUCAUCCAGGUGAACGGGCGUUCAGUGGUUGGUAUGCAGCACUCAGACGUGGUGGCAGCCAUCAAAGCAGGAGGAGAUGAGACCACGCUGCUGGUGGUCGAUGCCGAGGCCGAAGAAUACUUCAAGAGAUGCAACGUCGUUCCCAGCGAGCAGCACGUCUCUGGACCUCUUCCUGAGCCAGUGUCAGAGAGAGCAUCGGAGGAUGAGGAGGUGGUGGUGCCAGCAGCAGCAGAGAGGAAGCCCAAAGCCUCUGUGAGCUCGUCAGCCUCCGACGCCUCGUCCAACACCUCCAUACCAGCAGCCAGCAGCAGCUCCCCCCCUCCAGAGAGGGUCCAGAAGGCCAAGGUCCCGGAGCCGGCCCCGGCCUCUGCCCCGGCAGCAGCCGGUCUGGAUCUGGGUCUGUCACUGGCCCAGGCCAAAGAAAGAGCCCGUCAGAAACGAGCCGCCAAGAAAGCCCCGGCCAUGGACUGGAGCAAGAGGAACGAACUGUUCAGCAACUUGUAAACACCAACAUCAUCGUCGUCGUCAUCAUCUUCAUCAGGUCCACCCCCUCCAGACUGUCUGUGCUGCCCUGUGUGCUCUCUGGAUGUAGUCUUUAGGUUGUCGCACUGCAUGAGCAGUGUUCAUUUAGAAUGUUUGAAACAGUAUUAUGAUUUUAUCUGUUUUAAUUUUGGGUUUUACCACUCUGCUUUCAUGUUUGAAUAAUGUCCGCGUCACACAGGAAUGAAUGUUAAUAUAUUGAAGAAUGUUUGUUUUAAAGAGAAAAAAAAAUAUUGUACAGUCUCUCAUGUGAAAGGAAUUAUGGGACAUAAUGGGAAAAGAAGUUUGUUUAAAAUCAGAGUUUGAAUGAAUUUCAGAUCUUUGUCUUCAAUCAGAAACUAGAAUGAAAGAAUCUGAGAAGAAUGCUGAAUAACUCUCCUGAGCCUCCAUCGCAUCAUCAACGCCAUCAUUCCACGACAGCCUCUGAGCUCCAUCAGUGUGUUAAGGGACACUGUCGUCUUUAGAAACAUGAACGCUCCGGUAGCCUUACUGGAAACAAUCCUUCACGUCUGUCAUGUCGUCUUUCCCUCCUUUCAGGGUCUCUGUCACAUUUUAUGAUUCAAGGAAAUUAUAAUUUUUUUCAUGUUGCUCUUGAUAGAUUUGUACAUACAUGAAUAAAUGAUCGAAGAGGAAAUUGUAUUUUGCCUGAGAAAUGAAGCUCCUCGGUAAGUCGUGUUGAUUCUGCUCGCAGGAAUUUAAAGCUGCACCAGUUGGUCUGAACGUCAUUGACUGAGACUUUCAUUGUGGAAAUAUGAAAUCUGUGCAGGUGAACUGAUGUAGAAUGUAUUGAGCUUGACAAAUAUAACAUUUGGAUCAAAUGAGA
Messenger RNA from Larimichthys crocea (large yellow croaker), 2241 nucleotides. It is a transcript of the gene nherf1a, whose product is annotated as NHERF family PDZ scaffold protein 1a. Gene Ontology annotation, cellular component: apical plasma membrane. Gene Ontology annotation, biological process: protein localization to plasma membrane. The transcript has 6 exons. NCBI's taxonomy places the organism in Eukaryota, Metazoa, Chordata, Actinopteri, Sciaenidae. Bases 246 to 1382 code for a protein of 378 amino acids. The record is from RefSeq and is a predicted model, not a curated record. Gene Ontology annotation, molecular function: signaling receptor binding; protein-membrane adaptor activity.